CGUUGUUUCUCCACCUCUAUUGUCUAACAUAUGUCAAAUUGAAGUUUUAAAUCGUAAUCGGAGCACGGCAAACAUUGUUUUCUUAUAUGUAUAGAGGAAGUGAACUAAUUUAGUGGUGGCUGAUUUUUACAAUAAUUAGUGAACCUUCAUUGGCAAACCUCUAGAACAAAUUCCAAAAUGAGUGACGAUUUUUUGAGGAAACCAUUCUCACUAGCGCCCGCACCAGCCGAUGCGGCAACAACAAACUAUACUCCGGCUACGAGCACAUUUAGUAGCGCCCCGGUGUCACCGUACCUUAACUAUGAUUCCCGGUUUCUACAGCAAGCACAGCCCGAGUUUAUUUUUCCCGAAGGCGCUAACAAACAGCGAGGGCGCUUUGAGCUUGCCUUCUCGCAAAUAGGAACAUCCGUGAUGGUUGGUGGAGGAAUCGGCGGCCUUGCUGGAGUCUACAAUGGUUUUAAAGUAACCAACGCACUUAAUCAGACGGGGAACCUUCGGCGGACACAGUUAAUCAACCACAUCAUGAAGCAAGGUUCGGGCACCGCCAACACGCUGGGUACACUAGCGGUGCUCUAUUCGGCGUGUGGAGUGUUAUUGCAGUUCGUUCGUGGGGAGGAUGACCAUGUCAACACAGUGAUUGCAAGCUCUGCAACAGGGCUAUUGUACAAAUCUACAGCUGGCUUACGGAGAUGUGCAUUAGGCGGCGCUAUAGGACUUGGCAUCUCUUCUCUCUAUUGCUUAUAUCUUAUAGCGCAAGAGAACAGCUCAAACUCAAGUCCAAAAUACCUGUAAAUUCAGAUGGAAGUUUCCUAUGCACGGACAGUUCUUAAAAAAACAUCUUGUAUAGACAUUUCGCGCGUAAUCACUUAAAAUCACGUUUCGUUGAAUGUUAUGAAUACAUAUAUAUUAGGUAUAUUCAGACACA
Drosophila kikkawai is the source of this 925-nucleotide messenger RNA. RefSeq names its product translocase of inner mitochondrial membrane 23 (gene Tim23). The record is from RefSeq and is a predicted model, not a curated record. Gene Ontology annotation, cellular component: mitochondrial inner membrane; TIM23 mitochondrial import inner membrane translocase complex. Lineage: Eukaryota; Metazoa; Arthropoda; Insecta; Diptera; Drosophilidae. Gene Ontology annotation, molecular function: transmembrane protein transporter activity. Gene Ontology annotation, biological process: protein import into mitochondrial matrix.